Dentiscutata erythropus is the source of this 912-nucleotide messenger RNA. The record is from the annotation of a GenBank genome assembly. NCBI's taxonomy places the organism in Eukaryota, Fungi, Glomeromycota, Glomeromycetes, Diversisporales, Gigasporaceae.
AUGGAUUCUGUUAUUGGAUUUUGGGGUGAGCCGACUGCUACAAACUGGUGUGAGAGAAACUAUGACGUAACACAUUAUAUUGCUGAAUUUUUCAAUACAAUUUCAUCCUUAUGCAUGGUUUCUGCCGGAAUUUUUGGUAUUUAUAAGCAUUCGAAAGGCUUUGAACCUCGAUAUUCUAUAUGUUUUGCUUCAAUAAUUGUGGUAGGAAUUGGUUCGAUCCUAUUUCAUGGCACGCUACUCUUUUCCUUACAAUUAUUCGACGAAGUACCAAUGAUGUUCUGUGUCUUGAUGUUGUUUUAUUCGGUAUUCGAAAAUCAAAAAGAGAAGAAAUUCGGUAAAUGGUUUCCUAUCGGAUUAACUAUUUGGGGUCUGCUUAUUACUACAAUUAUGAUAUUAAGUGGGAAAGAUCAUGAAGAUAGAAUGAUGCAAUUGAUUGAAUUUUAUGUUUUUCAAGGAACAUUCGUAGUAAUGGCAGUAUGCGUUUACAUACAUACAUUAUCUAUCGUAUUUAAUCCAAAUGUUGAAAAGGGUGUUCGUAAAUUAUGGUUCUUGGGAAGUGUUGUAUUUUUAAUUGGCUAUAUUGGAUGGCAUAUUGAUUUACAUUUUUGUAGUAGAAUGCAUCAAUUGCCGUAUAAUCCCCAAUUACAUGCAUGGUGGCAUUUUACGGCUUCAUAUGGAAGUUAUCUAAUAUGUGUACUCGUAACCUAUAAUGGAUCAAAAGUAUUGGGUAAGAAUCCGAGUUUACGAUGGAUAUUAAAUGUUUUACCAUAUAUUGAAUUACCAGAACCAAGUUCUUUGACUGAGAAAUCCGCAAUUUAUGUAAACGAAAAGAUUGAAAAGGUGACAAAUUAUGGUACCAUCAUUAGAAAAAAUGGUGAAAUGGAUAAACGUGUUAAUGCUAUUAAUAAUUAA